Messenger RNA from Cherax quadricarinatus, 1063 nucleotides. Its product is annotated as U3 small nucleolar RNA-associated protein NOL7. The record is from RefSeq and is a predicted model, not a curated record. NCBI's taxonomy places the organism in Eukaryota, Metazoa, Arthropoda, Malacostraca, Decapoda, Parastacidae.
GAAGCAACAUAUGCACAAAAAUAAAUCACACUGACUUCAUUACUAACUCUUGGGAGUUAUUAAUCAUAAUUGUCCUAAUCCUAAUAAUUCUUUAUGACGGCGAGAGGCUCUUGACUCAAUUAAUUGGACCAAUGGCCCAUGGCCUGAUAGGCAGUGCUCUCACUUCACACACACACACUGCCCAUGGUUCGAUCCCCGGCAAGGAUGGAAACAUUGGAUGUGUUUCCUUACACCUGUUAUCCCGUUCACCUAGCAAGCAAUUGAAACCAGCAAAGCCUGGAGCAAUGAUCCUGAAACUUCUGACUCUGACUUGGCUCCAGAUGAAACCACCAUCUCUGUGGGCAAGAUGAAGGCAAAUAUGCAAGAAAUGGUGAUACAGGCAGAAAGAGAGAGACAAAAGGAACAAGUCAAGGAAGCAAGGAAAAGAAAGCAGGAGAGAAAUGUACUCCAGCAAGCAGAGAAAAAGAAGCGCUUAAUGGAGGAGAGUAAGAAAAGGCUAUCAAAGGAUAUUCUUGACGCUGUAGUUGCAGAGCAGAAAACACAACCUAAGCAGAAAGUAAAAAUUAUCAAAACGAAAAGAAAUAGUAAAACAUUUAACGAUGAUGACGAUAAUAGUAAUGAUAGUCCAUUGGAUGAAACCAUCGAUGAAGAAGGAAAAAUCACUCUACAGAGAGGAGUUAAAGUACGAACCCUAAAAGAAGAAAUCAAGAAAAACGUAUCCAUUGCUGAGAAGGCAGCAGACUUCAAGAAGAGAGCUCUCUAUGGUGAUAAAAUCAAACGAAUUACAGGAAGAGAACUGCAGCAAAUGGAUGUGAAGCAAAAGAAGAGCGGGAAAGCAUACAUACCACCACCAAAAAUAGUGACCCAAUAUAUUUAAUAAAAAAUGGAAAAAAAUUUUCAAUGAAAAGUGUACAUUACACCAGGAAUGUUUGAUAGUAUGUACUGUAUUGUAUUUGAAGCUCCAUGUCUUAUUACAUGCAGUUACAUACUUAUAAAUCCUGUUGUCAAAAUUUUGUAUACCAUAUGAAUUACUAAAUAAAAACCUCAUUGUCAGAAGCAUAAA